AUCCGAUGGGACAUAUGCGAAACACUAACGGACCUCCGUGAUUUCGGCGACCAGUUCCUCCGCUUCUCUUCCUUCUUCCUAUAUACGUCUUCCAUCUAAAACCCGCCGCACGAACCCUCCAUCUCGCACUCUCGAUUGCUUGCUCGCUCGCUCGCCCGCCAUGGAGAUGGUCGCGUCCUUGCCGGCUCCGAGCACUGUCGAGGAAGUCUUCAGGGACUACUUGGGGCGCCACCGCGGCCUCGUCCGCGCUCUUACGGCCGAAGUUGAUGACCUCUACGCCCUCUGCCAUCCGGAGAGGGAGAAUCUUUGUCUGUAUGGGCACCCGGAUGGGUCGUGGGAGGUGAACGUUCCGCCUGAGGAGGUGCCGCCGGAGAUGCCGGAGCCGACGCUGGGGAUCAACUUCGCGAGGAACGGGCCGAAGCGGUGGGACUGGCUCUCGCGCGUCGCGAUGCAUAGCGACAGCUGGCUCCUCUCUGUUGCGUUCUUCUUUGCGGCGCGCUUCAGCGGCGAUGAAAGGAAACGCUUGUUUAACUUGAUCAACGAUCUGCCUACUAUCUUCGAAGCCUUCUGCAGUCAUCAGCUUACAAAGAAGAACACCCGUGUAGACAGAGGAAGCAAACCUAUGCGGUCCUCUAAGAGAUUAAAAACUGUCAAUAAUGGCUCUGACGAAGAUGCCAAUGAAAUCAGUGCGACGUCCUGUGGAUCCUGUGGUACCAAGCAUCGUUCAAAUUUCUGGAUCCAGUGUGAUGUAUGUGAAAGAUCGUUCCAUGGCAAGUGUGUAAAGAUGACCCGCGCAAAGGCUGAGAAAACGAAGCGAUACAGGUGUCCUAGUUGCAGUUCCAAAUAAGCAAGACAGACAGCCAGCAACUUGGCUCUCUGUGAUGCUGACACCAAGUUUAGCCAUCAUUUUGUUUAUGAUGGUAGUUGACCCUGGAUGACUGAGUAUGGGUGUUACUUUAGCCACUGUUUAUACGCUUAGUAAUUUUAGAUUAGUGUUAAUGGUGUUGCCAUCUGUAUGCAUCAAGUACAUUUCAAUCCAUCUUUAACCUAAUUUUGUGUUUAUGUAUAGAUGCAAAAGAAGUCAUGGGUGUUGGGUUCUCUAAAAUAGUGGCUGUCCCAUCUCUAUUUUUCCCAUAGAGAGAAUACUGCUAUUUGGAAAUAUGAGAGAAACUAAUCUU
This is a messenger RNA of Musa acuminata subsp. malaccensis (wild Malaysian banana), 1178 nucleotides long. Its product is annotated as PHD finger protein ALFIN-LIKE 2. NCBI's taxonomy places the organism in Eukaryota, Viridiplantae, Streptophyta, Magnoliopsida, Zingiberales, Musaceae. Gene Ontology annotation, biological process: regulation of DNA-templated transcription. Gene Ontology annotation, cellular component: nucleus. The record is from RefSeq and is a predicted model, not a curated record. Gene Ontology annotation, molecular function: transcription coregulator activity; histone binding; transcription cis-regulatory region binding.